CCCCCCUCAAAGUGGAUUUAUCUCUCCUUCUGAGGGUUGUCCCUUUCUGCCCCAAGGAUUGGUCUCUCCAUUUCGUUGUCCUUCAGCUGCCUUGGUCCUUCCAGACUCAGGAUGAAUUAUCUCUUCCCUACACUUGUUCUACUGACUACUGCUGAAAUGACCAGAGCAGGUCAUGUUAAAGUGAAGUGCAAAGAGGAGCAAAUCACGGCCAAGGCUGGAGAAGAUGACAUCAUCCAGUGCCGGUUUUAUUCCAGAAACAAGGCUGGCAGCGUGGCUUUCGUUUGGAAGAAGGAGGAUGCUGCAGGGAUUAUCUACAAUUACACAAUGAGGCACAGCAGUCUGGAGGAGCAGGAGCCCAGCUACCGUGACAGAGUCGAGGUCUUUGACAAUGAGAUUCCGAAAGGGAACGUGUCUCUGAGAUUGAGGAAUGUGACUCUCUCUGACUCUGGUAUCUACAAACUCUCCGUUGCCACCCGUUCCCAAAGCACUGAGACACAAGUCUUGCUCAGUAUAAGAGCUCUUGGCACGCAGCCUGUCAUUCAUUCACCUUCCGAUGACCUGGGUCUAUUGGUGCUGGUCUGCGAGUCCUCAGGGUGGUACCCGGCUCCUAGCGUGACCUGGGAAAAUGGACUAGGCAAGAAUCUGACCAGCUACUCGCACACACAGCUAACUAACUGCACGGGUGGCAGUGUCUGUGUGAAGAGCACGCUAGAAAUGGAUAACUGGCCCACUGGCAACUACACAUGCACGAUGUGGGACCAGGAGUUGGAUGAGGGAUUGUCAUCUACUUUCACGCUGAUUCACAGGGUAUCAUUGGGUACAGUCAUCGGUGCGACUGGUGCGAGCGUUUGUGCUUUCGUUCUGAUUGUCGCUGUCUGUUGGAGUUGGUGGUAACAAAAAAGUGAUAUGAUUGGGAUUUUGUGGUUCCCCCUGUGUAACUAUCACUGAAGACUCUGUUGGUUUAAAGGUGUGAACACAAGAUGAGCUGGAGAGGGUGAAAAGGACUUUGUUUCCACCCUGUACGCAAUGAGGACUCCGCCUCCUCUUUCCUAUUAGAAGACACCAGUGCCAACUGAGUUCCAGUGUUCAACCUUCCUGAGUGCAGGCGUUAGUGUUCUGCUCCGCACAGGCUGUCAUGCAGUCAGAAAGGAACAAAAAGACUGGUGCUAUUUUAAUGGGUUUGUUUUUUUUUGCACUUUACAGUGUGGUCCUUGCGCUGUAUAAGAGUUCAAUGAUGUAUUGCUGCAAAAGGAAAAAAAAAACUGACUUUUACAAUCAGGGAUUUUGCAGGUUGAGCAUAUAAUUUAACCGGUCAAUUCUCACUUUCUAUCUAGCAUGUUGUAUAGCAAUGGCUUUACUGUUUUCCUUUUAAACAAACAAUUGUUAAGUACACUGAUGAAAGUCUGUUUUAUAGCAUUGAGUUUCCCUGUUCCAAGGGGCCAUGAAUGGAUUUCACCGGAUUCCAGUCAAAUUACUUCUUGCCCUGAGGAAUGUUAAACUGGUACAAUGACAAAUCCUUACAACUAAUCCAGGCAAAUCCAUUAAGGUGUUGCUGUUUUGUUCAAGUCUGUAUCACGGAGAUGGGCCGGUCCCAUGAUGCCAGCUGGAAAACAGUUGUGGGGUGAUCAUUUCUCCCUGCAAUUGUUACACUUUCCAUCAAUCCUACUUCAGUCCCAUUCACACACAGUUUUUGGAGUUUAAUUGUCAGGCAGCCCGCUGUUUUUCCUGGUUGAUCUGCCUCACCUUUUUUUCUUGUGACCAUUUGCGAGUGAGAAUUCUUGUGAAAUUUCUUCAUACGGGUAUAAUCUGGCUCCACAUUCACAGAUUAUGUUAUACAAGCUGCAUGCACCACUACAUCAGUCUCUUUCUCAUGUUGUGAUAAGCUUAAUUGCUUGGAGAUUUCAGCACAGGAGGAGGCCAUUUAUCCCAUUCUACUUGCAGUCAGUUUUGUAGUCUGUUGUAAAACUAAUCCAACUGCCCUCCACUCUAUCCCCGUACCCCUGUACCUUACUUUGCUUCUAAUGUUUAUCCAGAUUUUUUUUAUAUAGAGGAAGCACCAGCCAUUCCAAAUGACGUUGCACCAACUCCAAAACAACUAACUUGUCCGACCAUCUGUGAUCGAUUUAAUUAAUCACUGGCUCUCCAAUCAACGGAAACUCUCUUUCCCCAGUUGCCUUAUUAAAGUAAUUUAUAGAUAAUCUGUUCAUGCUUCAUUGAAAGCAGUCCCUGUAUAGGAACAAGAAUAGGCCAUUUAUCCCCUUGACAGUCUUAGUUAAUCAGUAAUGAUGAAAACAGGUUGCAUAGGUUAGAUUUUGUAUUUCCUUGAGUUUAAAGAUUAAAUUGUGGUCUGAUUGGCCAUUUAAGAUUAUUAAAAGUUAUAUGGUGUAGAUGGAGAGAUCCUGUUUCCUCCUAUGGAGAGGUCCAGAACAAAAUACCACAACCUUAUGAUUAGAGUUAAGUUGUUCAAGGAUGAUUGUGGGAAGCACAUCUUUGCACGCACGUUGUUGGAAACCUGGAGCAUAUUUUCAAAACAAUGAGGCUCUGAGUCAACUCAAAAUUUCAAAUCUGUUGUUAUGGUUUAUGAAAACAAGGCAGACAGCUGGCAUUGAUAUAUAGAUCAUUAACACAUCCAUUAACACAUCUGAAAGAGAACCAGAAAAUUAUGUAAUAUUUUAAAAUGAGUGAAAAAUGUGUAUCUGACGUCUCUCCUUACAGCAAUGAUUUCCCAUGGUUUCUGGUGAAUGACACUCCCCACCACUUUAAUAAUCUACAAUGAUAUCCCCAAGACCAAAGACUGAGCUUGUACUGGGACCCAUCAAAUUUCUCACUAGGUUAAGGAAAUUCAACAUUAAUUCUUGAGAUGUGGGUGUGACUGGCGGGGCAAAUAGGUAUUGCCAUUCCCAGUUAGCUCAAAGGUGGUGAUGGUGGAGUAUUCAGGCAGUUUGGAACAACAGAGCAGUUCACUAACCCACUUAGAGGGCAGUUUGAGUCAACUGCAGACAGGCAGAUUGUGAAAGGAUUCCAGAUUUUCUUCCCUAAAGCGCACAAAUGAAUUUAUCAGUUUUUCUGACAAUUUAAAGCUUCAGCUUCACUUCUACUGAUAUCCCCUUUUUUAUUUAUUGAUUUAGUUUGGAAAUAAAAUCAUCUUUCUGUGUUAGGAUUUCAACCUGGGUUUUCUGCUCAGUAGUCCAAUACCUAACCACGACACUAAUACUCCAGACUGCUAAUUUUAAAACCCCGGAUUUUGUUGCCUCCCAUUCUGCCUUAUCUACCUGCCCUAUCACUCAGCACCUUAUGCAUUUUUACAUUGGCAUCUCUUUGUGCCACACUUACAGCUGUUAUAUUGUUCCUUCUCAUUCUAUACUUAGACUACACAAAGGUAUAUUCCCUCAUGCUUCUGUACUUCUGUAUAUGUCUUCCCAUUCCAUGUCUUCCUGAAAUCUUUUACAGCCUACCUCACUGUUUUUAUCAAGCCCCCUAUUUUUGUGCCAUCACUGAAUUUUGAGGUGAGGUUCCACUGUCUCAUCCAAGUAAUCACCUGCGUAAAGAAUGUUCUUGCAUUUACAGCUGUUGGCCAGGGCUCAGUGGGUAGCCUGUUCCCUCUGACAGAGAAAGAUAUUAGCUUCACAAUGAUGAGGACACCUCUGAAGCUGAUGCUUGAGUGCAGUAAUGAAGGAGCACCAUCUGGUCAAAAGUGCUUGUUUUUGGAUAUGUGUUAAACCGAAGCUCUAAAUUCCCUUUGGAAGUAAAAGAUCCUGGGCACUAUUGUUACAACAGUGAUUACACUUUGAAAGAACUCAAUUGGCUGUGAAGUGGUUUGGGAUGUUAUGGGCCCUUAAUGGUACUAUACAAAUGCAGGCUUUUGUGGAAAACAAAGGUGAACUCAGCACUGACUUGUGGGUGCACCACUUGCAAUCCAUCAUCUACUGAAGGUCAAUGCAAUAAUUUAGAUCUCCCUUCAUUGGUUAAAGGUCGAGUUCAUGAAUCAUGUUUACAAUUUAAAUUUAACCACUCAAUUCCAUUUGAUGUUCUUUUUAUAGGGAGUGAGUGGCUGAUAACUCUGUUGUUCUUGUGAUAAGUGUGGGUAUGUUUUACAACUGGGGACGGCAGCAGAAAAUUGGGAGUGCAAGAAAUGGGAUGCACUGAGGUUCAGACAGGGAGUUGCUCCUUGCAGAAUUCACCCAGUAGAACACUUGACAAAUUUCAUCAGCACCUUCCAAUUGAAUGCAAACCUGCCCCUCAAUCCCUUUUCAAAAAGAAACAUACCCGGGCCAAAAUCUCCAUGAUUGACUCAUUGUGUUAAGCACACAGUUUUUAUACUUGAUAGAUUACUAAUUGCUUCUGCUCAGUUCCAGCUUCAAACUUAAUGCUUUUUAGUUUAGUCACCAAAGCCCAGACAUUGACAAUGUCCCAGGUCAAGUGGUUCAAGCUGCAAACAAAAGUUAUCAGUUUGGAGAUCUCGGUCGCCUGGUCAUUUGGUUGUUUGCUCAGGUGAAGUUAUCAGGAAAAAUGUCUGAUAUUGACCCUCAUUAUUGUACAUACUUGUUUUAAUGUCCAUUGUUAAUACUCAUUAUAAUAUCUAUAAAAAUGAAAAAUUCUGCAAAAA
This is a messenger RNA of Rhincodon typus (whale shark), 4606 nucleotides long. RefSeq names its product butyrophilin-like protein 1. The record is from RefSeq and is a predicted model, not a curated record. The transcript is spliced from 6 exons. Bases 112 to 894 code for a protein of 260 amino acids. Lineage: Eukaryota; Metazoa; Chordata; Chondrichthyes; Orectolobiformes; Rhincodontidae.